CCUCCCCGCAGCUUGAAGGCGGCGCUCAGAGAGCAAUGGCCGCCCCUAGGCCUGUUCUCAACUUCGCCUUUGUCCUCACUCCCUUUGAGCCUGGAGAAACCGCCUGCGGUUUAGGAUCCAAAUCCUUUUUAGGCCCGGGACUCUUGAAAUGGAAGGAAGAUUCUGACAGACGGAAAGGAAAUUGUGUGUCAUUCUCAAUUAACCAAACUUCCUUGAAAUACUAGGCACAAGGAAUACCUAGCAAUGCUUUACAAAGAAAGAAGAGAACACAAAUGGUGGGUUUUCUAGAUCACAUGACUAGUGCACAGCAACUCUUAAAAAACAGAGCCAGAAAGAACAAAACGGCCACCUGUAAUAUGACCUCUGAAAGGGUCAGGCAACAAUGACAAGUUUUCAAAAACGGCCCAAUAUGAUGAACAAUUCAUCAAUUUCUUGCUGAAAUAAUGCAACCGUGUUCUUGGUCUGAUCCUUCAUAAAGACGUUGGCAUUAAAUUAAUAACAAAAUCUGCCAACCCAGAAAGUUCUCUGUGCCGAUGUAGAAAGUAGGAGUUCCAUCAUAGAAGAAGCACCAAGCCACCCUACAGUGCCAAUCUUAGAUAAACUAUUGAGGAACCAGCAGAAGAAAGAAGCAUUGCUGAGUAGCCCCUCAGACACUGCAGGGUGCACGUGGUCUCAGGAGAAAGGGUGACUCCUCCUCCUUGGAAGGACUGCUCUUCAAGACUGGCUGCACCUUCUCCCAGGUAACCACAUGGGUGGCCGGGUCCUGGGGCUUGCCUCUGUGAGCCAUGCCAUCUGAAUCCGCUUUCUUCAAUCAACCAAGAGUGGAGGCCAGCCCCCAGCCUCCAUCUGCCAGCCCAAAGAGGAAGAGGGACUUGUCUUCGGAUUCUGAGGAUGACCUUGCAGAGCUUUGGGACCCUGAACCUGAGCCGGUGUGGUCAGUGGAGACACUGUAUGGGCUCAGGAUGAAGCUAAAGAGGCAGCGUGUGUCUACAGUGAGGCCUGAACACCACAAAGUCUUCGCCAGGCUGCUGGAGGAUCCCGUGGUGAAAAAAUUCCUCGCCUGGGACAAGAUGCUGAGAGUGUCUGAUAAGUACCUCCUGUCUAUGGUCAUAGCUUAUUUCAGCCGUGCAGGGCUCUUCUCCUGGCAGUUUAGGCCAAUCCACUUCUUCCUGGCUCUGUACUUGGCCAAUGACAUGGAGGAGGACAACCAGGCCCCUAAACAAGAUAUUUUUUACUUCCUCUAUGGGAAGAGCUAUGCCCAGCGCCCCAUAUUCCACAAACUGCGGUUCCAGCUCAUUUGGUCCAUGGACUGGAAGAUCUGGGUGUCCCAGGAGGAGUGUGAAGAGAUCCAAGCUUACAACCCAGAGCUGUGGGUGUGGGCACGGGAUCGCACCAACCUUACUUAGAACCCUAGAGCCAUGGAGCCUAAGUCCGUUGGCCUGAGUUAGGUAUGUCCUUGGUGUCUUUU
This is a messenger RNA of Peromyscus eremicus (cactus mouse), 1468 nucleotides long. Its product is annotated as speedy protein E4A-like. Gene Ontology annotation, biological process: positive regulation of cyclin-dependent protein serine/threonine kinase activity. Lineage: Eukaryota; Metazoa; Chordata; Mammalia; Rodentia; Cricetidae. The record is from RefSeq and is a predicted model, not a curated record. The transcript is spliced from 7 exons. Gene Ontology annotation, molecular function: protein kinase binding. Bases 786 to 1406 code for a protein of 206 amino acids.